GACAAAUGCAUUAUCAGUUUCAAUAAUCAACCAUUUGCUUUUACUUCAAACAAUCGUGACCAGCAAAGCUCCUGUGACAUAAUUCAAGAAGAUCUGACAUAAAUGAGUUACAAUUCAACAUGUAUUCAACCAUCUACGAUCUCCUCUGUGGCUUUACCAAUCAUUUACACCUUCCUUUGUAUUGUUGGUCUCUUUGGAAACUCACUCUCUCAAUGGGUGUUUUUAACAAAAAUAGGUAAGAAAACCUCAACACAUAUCUACCUGGCACAUCUUGUGACUGCAAAUUUACUUGUGUGCGGUGCUAUGCCAUUCAUGGGCAUCUAUUUCCUGAAAGGUUUCCAAUGGGAAUAUCAAUCUGCACAAUGCAGAGUGGUCAAUUUUCUGGGAACUUUGUCUAUGCAUGUAAGUAUGUUUGUCAGCCUCUUAAUUUUAAGUUGGAUUGCCAUAAGUCGCUAUGCUACCUUAAUGAAAAAGGAUUCCAUGCAGGAGACCACUUCGUGCUAUGAGAAAAUAUUUUAUGGCCAUUUACUGAAAAAAUUUCGUCAGCCCACCUUUGCUAGAAAACUAUGUGUUUACAUAUGGGGACUUGUACUGGGCAUAAUUAUUCCAGUUACUAUAUACUACUCAGUCGUAGAGGCAACGGAAGGAGAAGAAAAACUGUGCUAUAACCAGCGGAUGGAAGUAGGAGCCAUGACCUCUCAGACCGCAGGCCUUAUUGGGAGCACAUUUAUUGCAUUUUCAUUUUUAGUAGUGGUAACAUCAUACUACUCUUUUGUCAGCCAUCUGAGAAAAAUUAGGACUUGUACAUCCAUUACGGAGAAAGAUGUGACUUACAGUUCUGUGAAAAGACAUCUUUUGGUCAUCCAGAUUCUACUCAUUGUAUGCCCAUCUUUAUCAUAUUUUGUGUACUUUCCUCUGUAUUCAAUAUUAAUAAUGCUGUUGUUAAUGGCUAAUGGUACUUGGCAUGUAGAUAUGUUAAUUUUUGUGCCACGAAUGAACAAAUGAUAAAGCAAUGUAACAGUACUGUAGUUAAGAUACUGGUAUUUGAACUCAGACUCCUGGGGAUCAGUCCUGGCUCCACCUCUUACGUGUAGGCAAAUCAUUUCUCCUUUUAAAGUGUUGACUUCUUCAUUUGUAGAACAGAAAAUUCUGCUUCACUCAUAGGUACCAUUCUUAAAUCAGAUGAUGCUACUACUCCGAGUAGCUAUCACUUAGUGAAUGCAUGUGCCAGGCACUCCGCUUGUAUGCUCUAUUACUAUAACCCUCACGACCCUAAAGGAUGCCAAUUUUAGUUAGGAGUGUUGCCCAAAUGUUCCCCAAUUCUUAAGUAGAUAU
Messenger RNA from Ochotona curzoniae (black-lipped pika), 1335 nucleotides. RefSeq names its product G protein-coupled receptor 82 (gene GPR82). Gene Ontology annotation, molecular function: G protein-coupled receptor activity. Lineage: Eukaryota; Metazoa; Chordata; Mammalia; Lagomorpha; Ochotonidae. The record is from RefSeq and is a predicted model, not a curated record. The transcript has 3 exons. Gene Ontology annotation, cellular component: membrane. Gene Ontology annotation, biological process: G protein-coupled receptor signaling pathway. The coding region runs from base 103 to 1005 and encodes 300 amino acids.